Salvelinus sp. IW2-2015 is the source of this 3058-nucleotide messenger RNA. Its product is annotated as splicing factor Cactin. The record is from RefSeq and is a predicted model, not a curated record. Gene Ontology annotation, molecular function: protein binding. Gene Ontology annotation, biological process: mRNA cis splicing, via spliceosome; negative regulation of innate immune response. Gene Ontology annotation, cellular component: cytoplasm; spliceosomal complex. NCBI's taxonomy places the organism in Eukaryota, Metazoa, Chordata, Actinopteri, Salmoniformes, Salmonidae.
GAAGAGAACGGACCACAACAAUUUGGGAACUCUUUUGCCAUGGGUCCAAAAAAGCAUCGUCGGUCCCGUUCUGGCUCUCGUAGUCGGAACCGGGAUCGAAACAGGUCCAAAAUAAGCAGAUCACAAUCACCCGAAGAGAAGAGAGGCCGGAGUCGGUCCAUUGAUCGGAACAUAAAACCCCGGAGAAUUGCGCGUUCUGAGAGCGGAAACUCGAACAGCAGUGGUGGAUCUACGAGGCGACAAGGACAGCSGCCCCGUAGCAGAGACCAUCCCGGAUCGAGAAGCGACUCAGACAGCGACAAGAGACGUAAACUGAAGGGCAAAUCAAAAGACAGAUCCAGGUCUGACUCAGAUGAUCCAAAGGGGAGGAAGAAAAGAGAGAAGAGCAGAAGAGAAGACAAAGGAGAGAAGAUGAUUGGCAGGAGCCAGUCCCAGUCCGACUCAGGGUCUAGUGCAGACCGGAAGAGUUCGAGGGACGGGGGGAACAAUGACCGGGAGAGGAGAUGGCGGAGGAGUGCAGACAGAGGGAGCAGAAGCCCCAGCAGAGAAAGGGAACGACAGAUGCGGGAGAGAACGAGGGACAGGGAGAGAAUGAGAAGCCGAGACAAGGACCCAAGGAAAAGUCGAGACAGAGAAAGAAGCAGCCGUAGGAGUGAAGACCGUGGGAGGAGAGAAGGAAGCAGAGUGAAGGACCAAAGGGACAAAGAGCGUAAUAGACGUCGCUCUGGAUCCUCUGACUCGUCUAAGAGCUCUGGGUCGGAUGGCGGGGCCCGUGGAGGCAGCCCGGGGUCUGGAGAGGCCGGUCCCUCUGUACGAGAUGAGAAGAAGAACCAGAGAGAGAUGUUGAAGGCCCUGGAGACCCCAGAGGAGAAGAGGGCCAGACGACUGGCCAAGAAGGAGGCCAAGGAGAGGAAGAAGAGRGARAAGAUGGGCUGGAGUGAGGAGUACAUGGGCUAUACCAAUGCAGACAACCCCUUCGGAGACAACAACCUGCUGGGCACCUUCAAAUGGCAGAAGGCUCUGGACAGGAAGGGCAUUGGCCAUCUGGGGGAGAAGGACCUGAAGGACAGGAACAAACGUAUCCAGGAGGAGAAUCGCAGAGAACUGCAGAAGGUGAAGCAGCUGCGUCUGGAGAGGGAGCGAGAGAAGGCCAUGAGAGAGACCGAGCUGGAGAUGCUGCAGAGAGAGAAGGAGGCAGAGCAUUUCAAAACCUGGGCGGAACAAGAGGACAACUUUCACUUGCACCAGGCCAAGCUACGGUCUAAGAUCCGUAUCCGUGAUGGCCGUGCUAAGCCCAUAGACCUUUUGGCUAAGUACAUCAGUGCUGAGGAUGACGACCUGGCUGUGGAGAUGCACGAACCUUACACCUUCCUCAACGGACUCACCGUCACUGACAUGGACGACCUGCUUGAAGAUAUCAAGGUAUACAUGGAGCUGGAGCAGGGGAAGAAUGUAGACUUCUGGAGGGAUAUGACCACCAUCACGGAGGAUGAGAUCAGCAAGCUCCGGAAACUGGAGGCAUCUGGAAAAGGCCCAGGUGACCGUCGUGAUGGCAUUAACACGUCAGUGAGCACCGAUGUUCAGAUAGUGUUUAAGGGAAAGACGUACAGCCAGCUCCAGGCGCUGAACCUCAACAUGGAGACUAAGAUCCGAGCUGGGGGAUCCAACCUGGACAUAGGCUACUGGGAGAGCCUGAUGCAGCAAGUCAGGGUCUUCAUGGGCCGAGCACGGUUGAGAGAGAGGCACCAGGACGUGUUGCGUCAGAAGCUGUUCAAGCUGAAACAGGAGCAGGGAGUGGAGAGUGUGCCUCUCUUCCCGAUCAUCAAAGAGGAGCCUGAGGACGAGGCUGUGACCGAGAGCGGGAAAGACACUCCCUCAGAGGUGCCCGGACCCUCCUCUUCCAUCAAUCAAAAGAGAGAUGCAGAGGAGAAGGAUGAGCAAGUGGCGGGCCCAUCCACGGAGGGAGACGGGGAGAAAGAGGGGGAUGGAGAGGAGAAGGGUGAGGUGGUAGAGGCUGUUCUGACAGAGGAGGAUUUGAUCCAGCAGAGCCAGGCAGAGUAUGACUCUGGCCGCUACAGUCCCACACUGCUGCUUCCCUCAGAGCAACCGCUGGACACACACACCAUCACACCUGACGAAGACACACACAAACUACACCUCUCACGCAGACAGCUCGCCGUCACAGGUGAUGCCAAUGAGAAUGCAGAGGAUGAGUUUGUGCGUCGCGCCAAACAGGGCAUGGGCGGGGACGAGGCUCAGUUUAGCGUAGAGCUUCCCCUCACAGGGAAGAUGUACCUGUGGGCUGAUAAAUACCGUCCCCGGAAACCUCGCUUCUUCAACAGGGUCCACACAGGCUUCGAGUGGAACAAAUAUAACCAGACCCAUUACGACUUCGACAACCCUCCGCCUAAGAUCGUCCAGGGCUACAAGUUCAACAUCUUCUACCCGGACCUGAUCAACAAACGUUCCACACCGCAGUACUUCCUAGAACCCAGUCCCGACAACAAGGACUUUGGUGUUCUGCGGUUCCAUGCGGGCCCGCCAUACGAGGACAUUGCCUUUAAGAUCGUUAACCGCGAGUGGGAGUACUCUCACCGCCACGGGUUCCGUUGUCAGUUCGCCAACGGGAUCUUCCAGCUGUGGUUCCACUUCAAGAGGUACCGCUACAGAAGAUAGAACCAGCUGAGUUUAGAACCUCAACAGUCCAACACCAGCCUUGGGCCUGGACCCCAAUCCGGACCAGGAAACUCACACUGCCAGGUUUUAACCAUAGAAAUGGAAUGUAUAGAUCAGACAUCACAUCAGUUGGGAUCAUCAGUAAGGUUCAUAUGUGUUCUAGCGGUUAAUGUUUAGUCUGAAGGCCUAAAAAUUUUUUUUUUUACACACUUUGGAUCUACUGUGUUUUUAUUGGUUAUCUUAGUGUUAACCUUUCUCCUUGCUAUUACUACGGCAGCCCUGCCCAUUCUGUUGUCACAAAGAAUGGUUUAUAUUUUAGUUUGAUCAGAUAGGCUUUCAAUGUACCUGUCUCUGAAAUUACAUAUUAAAGAUUUUUUCCCGA